AUGGAUUCUGAUAAGGACCAAGUAGUGCCCAAUUCGCCUCUUCAAGAAGAAGAAGAAGAACUACGUGUACCUGAUUGCCCACCGCACCAACCACCAAACAACUCUCCACCGCCACAACAACCACAGCAGCAUCCACCACCAAUAGUUUCUCCGACGCAGCCACAACAAUCACCAUUAAACUCUCCGCCACGGUCAGCACUAUCACUCCAAGACUCUCCCCCGCAGCCGCAAGAACAACCACCAGGUGACUCUCCUUCGCAACUAGACCCUCCAGUACCCUCCAUCACGGUCGCAGUCGGAAACACAAUUGCAGUUAUCAGAACGACAUUAGAUCGCGACCCAGACUCUCCAGAUAGUCCUUCACCACCUGCACCAGACAGUCCGUCACCGUGA
Messenger RNA from Cicer arietinum (chickpea), 393 nucleotides. Lineage: Eukaryota; Viridiplantae; Streptophyta; Magnoliopsida; Fabales; Fabaceae. The record is from RefSeq and is a predicted model, not a curated record.